AACACCGCGUUCUCAGCGCACCGCCUGGGAGGGGACCGAGCCUGACACGGCACAGCAUGGUGUGGAGAGGGCAGUCCCACAAGCCCUGCAGCUGCAAUACAAAAGCACCAAAAGCCACAGGUGUCCCGUCAGGCAGCCCCAUGCUGUCCGGCCUCAAAAAGCUGAGCCUGCGAAUCCUUCAGGAUUUUGGUGGCAGCAACAGCUCCUUGGAAAAAACCUCCCAGCUACAGGGAGCAGGGCUGCACACAAGGACUGGAGAGCUGUGGGUCCAGCACCAACAAGAACGUGGCAAUGCGGGACGGACCAAGGAAUCAAAGCUGGCGGCACUUUUUGAGCAUCCUCUUUACAACAUUCCAAUCCCAGAGGUGACAGAGAAAGAUAAGCUGUUUGUCGUCAACCCCAUGGAGAAGUUCAGCCUGCGCAGCAGCAAGAGUGACGAAUGGGUCAGCAGCAGUAAAGCCGAGACGCUCCUCCCGACAGGGAAGACGGCCUAUGACACCUACCCCACCUGGCUCAAAUUCCAUGUUGGCAUCAACCGCUAUGAGCUGUACCCCCGCUGGGACCCCCUGUUGCCCACACUCCUCCAGGACUUGGCCACACAGAGGAUCAUCAGCUCAGUCCAGAAGUCUGGCGGGACCCAGCUCAAGCUCAUCAUGACGUUCCCAAAUUAUGGGCAGGCCCUCUUCAAGCCCAUGAAGCAGACCCGGGACCAGGAGACCCCUGUUGAUUUCUUCUACUUCUCGGACUUUGAGCGGCACAAUGCAGAGAUUGCAGCCUUCCACCUGGACAGGAUCCUGGAUUUCCGGCGAAUCCCCCCAGUUUCUGGCCGUUUGGUGAAUAUAACAAAGGAGAUUCGUGACAUCACCACAGACAAGAAACUGGCUAAGACUUUCUUCAUCUCCCCAGCGGGUAACAUCUGCUUCUAUGGGGAGUGCUCCUACUACUGCUCCACCGAGCACGCCCUCUGUGGCAAGCCGGACCGGCUGGAGGGCUCCAUGGCUGCCCUGCUCCCUGACAAGACCUUGGCCAAGCGCCGCUCCUGGCGCAGCCCCUGGCGCCGCUCCUACCACAAGAGCAAGAAAGCUGAGUGGGAGCUGAACCCCAACUACUGCGCUCGGGUGCGAGAGACGCCGCCCUACGACAGAGGCCAUCGCCUCCUUGACCUCAUUGACAUGACGAUCCUCGAUUUCCUUAUGGGCAACAUGGACCGGCACCACUACGAGACCUUUGAGAAAUUUGGGAAUGACACCUUCCUGCUCCACCUGGACAAUGGCCGCGGCUUUGGCACACACUCGCGCGAUGAACUGUCCAUCCUGGCCCCCCUCCAGCAAUGCUGCAGCAUCAAGAAGUCAACCUACCUGCGUCUGCAGCUGCUGGCCACCCAGCCCUACCGCCUGAGUGACCUGCUGCGGGAGGCGCUGGCCACAGAUCCACUGGCCCCUGUCCUGGCUGAGCCCCACCUACGGGCGCUGGACCGUCGCCUGGGGAAGGUGCUGGUGGAGGUGGGACACUGCCUGGCCAGGGCAGCCCACCCGGAUGAGGUGCUGGUGGAUGAUGUGGGGUCAUGGGUGUGAUGGGGGGCUGGGUAUCCUGCUGGGUUGGGGUAUGUUUGGGUGCUGCCAAGGAUGAUAUGGGAUCAGCAUGCAGCUCUGACUUUGUGUAGUGUCGGCCUUUUGGCAGUGCCAAAGCUGGUGGUGUGAUGUACCAGGAAAGCAGGUCGUAAGGAUAGCUGGGACAGGGAGAGAUUUUAAAUAAAAAGGUUGGCCUAGUGGAGAUGAC
This is a messenger RNA of Lepidothrix coronata (blue-crowned manakin), 1779 nucleotides long. Its product is annotated as extracellular serine/threonine protein kinase FAM20C-like. Lineage: Eukaryota; Metazoa; Chordata; Aves; Passeriformes; Pipridae. Gene Ontology annotation, cellular component: Golgi apparatus. The coding region runs from base 57 to 1574 and encodes 505 amino acids. Gene Ontology annotation, molecular function: phosphotransferase activity, alcohol group as acceptor. The transcript is spliced from 11 exons. The record is from RefSeq and is a predicted model, not a curated record. Gene Ontology annotation, biological process: protein phosphorylation.